AUGCCACAUCAACCCCGUUCAUCAAAUUCCUCCUUUAAUUACCCUUUUCCAUAUGCCUUUGUUCCUCCGUCAAACAACGACAACCCCCUCACUUCGCCACUCACAACUACAGAGACGCUCUCACCAAAUCCAUUAUCUUUUUCCAAGGCCAAAGAUCAGGGAAACUUCCGCCUAACCAGAGAAUCUCUUGGAGAAGAGACUCUGUUUGGUUUUCCUAUGGCUUUUACCACCACAAUGCUUUCAUGGAGUGUUAUUGAGUUUGGCGGGUUGAUGAAAAGUGAGUUGUCGAAUGCUAAAGAAGUUGUUCGUUGGGCUACUGAUUAUCUUCUUAAAGCCACUGCACAUCCAAACACCAUUUACGUUCAGGUGGGUGAUGCUAAAAAGGACCAUGCUUGUUGGGAGAGACCAGAAGACAUGGACACUCCAAGAAGUGUUUUUAAGGUUGAUGCAAACGCACCUGGCUCGGAAGUUGCGGUGGAAACUGCUGUGGCAUUAGCGGCGGCUUCUCUUGUUUUCAGAAGAAGUGAUCGAACAUACGCCAAGAUUUUAGUAAGAAGGGCCAUCAGAAUUGGCGACUCUGCUGGGGAAUGA
Messenger RNA from Vicia faba (fava bean), 591 nucleotides. Lineage: Eukaryota; Viridiplantae; Streptophyta; Magnoliopsida; Fabales; Fabaceae. The record is from the annotation of a GenBank genome assembly.